AAGUAGGUCGCGUUUCCAAGAUGGCGACUCCCUAUGUGACUGAUGAAACCGGAAAAUACAUCGCUUCCACACAGCGCCCAGAUGGCACCUGGAGGAAGCAAAGGAGAGUGAAAGAAGGCUAUGUUCCCCAAGAAGAGGUGCCUGUGUAUGAGAAUAAAUAUGUGAAAUUCUUCAAAAGCAAACCAGAGCUCCCUCCAGGUCUAAAUCCAGAGGCUAAGCAAGCUUCAAAGGGACCAGAGAGCAGUGAAAUAGGACUCUCCAAGACAGCCAAGAGGAACCUGAAGCGCAAAGAGAAGAGAAAGCAGCAGCAGGAGAAAGGGGAGCGUGACACAGAUGACCUGAUCCAGUCACUAGAGAAAACAAGUUUGUCAGCGAUACCAGGUGGCAACGGGGAUGGAAAGCUAGCUGUGCCCGAUGGCAGCUCAGGGCCCCCUGCAGGCAGCAGCGAUGCCACAUCUGCUACAGCCACUUUGGAGAAGAACAAGAAAAUCAAAAACCUGAAAAAGAAACUGCGGCAAGUGGAGGAGUUGCAGGCACGGAUUGACUCUGGGGAGAUCAAGCAACCGACCAAAGAGCAGUUGGAUAAGCUGGCUCGAAGGAAAGCUUUGGAAGAGGAACUCGAGGACCUGGAAUUGGAUUUGUAAGGGGUUGGAAUUUCAGCCGGACAUAGCUUGCGUAGGAACAAACCGUCCCUGGGGAACAUUCUGAGAACUGUGCAACACACAGAGAUCGUGUCUUCUGGCUCCUCCUUUGUACCUUUUCAUUUUGUUUUACGUUGGGUGCUGUCUGAAUUUUUAAAAGUAUUUCUUGCAGCUAUUGAUGUGUUAGAUACCUGAGGACUCUAAAAAUGACUUUGCCACCCUCCUAAGUCCCUUUCUAGUCUCUUCCUCCUCAUGCCCUGUUGGAGUGGGUGGCUGGGAAUGUCACUUGACAGAGUGGGCUGACUUUCAGAGGCACCCGAAUGGGUGGAGUAUUCCAUAUCUUUUCCUUGUCCCUGUAUAAUACUCAACACUGUCGUGUUCUCUGUAAUGGCCGCUCCACCUUCUCUUCCUCCUCAUUUUUAGAAAGGAUGCAAUAAUAAAAAUUGCAGUAGUGACCUCUGAGUCAAGAAUAUAAGCCUUUUGGGGUCAAGAUGGUUUUUUAAAAAAACGUAUCUGUGGUAUGAAUACUUCUAUAAAUGUUCCUUUCAUUAGCUGGUGGAAA
This is a messenger RNA of Varanus komodoensis (Komodo dragon), 1203 nucleotides long. It is a transcript of the gene PYM1, whose product is annotated as PYM homolog 1, exon junction complex associated factor. The transcript is spliced from 3 exons. Bases 21 to 644 code for a protein of 207 amino acids. Gene Ontology annotation, biological process: exon-exon junction complex disassembly. The record is from RefSeq and is a predicted model, not a curated record. Gene Ontology annotation, cellular component: exon-exon junction complex; cytoplasm. NCBI's taxonomy places the organism in Eukaryota, Metazoa, Chordata, Lepidosauria, Squamata, Varanidae. Gene Ontology annotation, molecular function: RNA binding.